GCCAAAGCCAAAGGGACGGCUUCUGAAGUUCACAAGUCAGGCCAGCAAGCCGCGCACCAUGGGGCUGGCACGCAGCGAGUGAUCGUGCUCUAUCUGAGAGACGUCUGUGCCAUUUUAAGCUAAAACGCUACAUCUGUCCGGAACGGGUAGAGCCUGGUCUGGUCUGCCGCGUAAAGUUUGGAGGAGUUCAACUGAGCAGGAGCGGUGGAAAGAACAGCAGCAGCCACGAUGUACCAUGAAGAAACAACCGCGUUACAAAAACCACGUUAUGGAACCAUUCAGGAUGACGAGAGGCUGUCGGCGGAGGAAAUGGAUGAGCGGCGCAGGCAAAACAUCGCCUAUGAAUACCUGUGUCACCUGGAGGAAGCCAAACGAUGGAUGGAAGCCUGCCUUGAUGAACACCUUCCACCAACCACAGAACUGGAAGAGGGAUUAAGAAAUGGUGUUUACUUGGGCAAACUUGCAAAAUUCUUUGCUCCCAAAAUGGUAUCAGAGAAGAGAAUCUAUGACAGAGACCAGUCCCGAUAUAAGAGCAAAGGCCUUCACUUCCGACACACAGACAACACAGUGCAGUGGUUAAGGGCCAUGGAGUCGGUGGGUCUCCCGAAGAUUUUCUAUCCUGAAACUACAGAUGUUUAUGAUCGCAAAAACAUGCCCAAAGUGGUGUACUGCAUACAUGCACUCAGUUUAUACUUGUACAAACUUGGCAUUGCACCUCAAAUCCAAGACCUUUUGGGUAAAGUUGCUUUCACAGAGGAAGAAAUCAGUAACAUGAGGAGUGAGUUAGAGAAGUAUGGCAUUCAGAUGCCAGCCUUCAGUAAGAUUGGAGGCCUCUUGGCUGACGAGCUAUCUGUGGAUGAGGCUGCUUUGCAUGCUGCGGUUAUUGCCAUCAACGAGGCAAUCGACAGAGGACAAGCAUCUGCAACACUGGGAGCUUUGAAUAAUCCUAAUGCCAUGUUGAGGAACAUUGAUGAAGCUUUGGGCCAGGACUACCAGGACGAACUGAGCCGGGCUAAAGCACUCAAACAGGAGCAGUCUGCUGGACGGCGCUUGUCUGUUUCAACUGAAGAGAGAGAUGUUUAUGAAGAACUGCUCACUCAGCAGGAGAUUCAGGGCUGCAUUGAUCUUGUUAAUACCCAAACUGCCAUAGUAAAGGUGAAUGAAGCGGUGAUGGCACAGGACAUGGCUGCCCUCUUAAUUGCACUUAAACUGGAAGCAUUAGCCUUGUUAGGUGUUCAGGAAGCUAACAGCCACUGGUACCUUGAGCAGUUCACCACAUACUGCCAACAUAAAGCCCAGGAAGGAGGGAAGGCCAUUAUGACUGACAAAAGUGAAAUUCAGAGAGUUGUCACUUCAUGUAAUGAUUUUGCAGAAGCAGAGAAACGAAAACUAGAUGCAGUUGCUGCCAUUAACACGGCCAUAAGACUCGGCAAUGCAUCAAACACUGUAGAGGAGCUAAUGAACCCUGAGGCCCAGCUGCCCUUAGUUUACCAAAGUGCUGCCAAACUUUAUCAAACUGAGCUGUUCAGCCUCCAACUGCAGACAGGGGGACGGACUGGCCUGGGGCAUGAGGAGCUGAGUGUAGCUGUGGAGAUGCUGUCCGCUGUAGCUGUUCUGAACGAGGUGCUGGACACAAAAGACCCCCACGCUGUGAUUGAACAACUCACUGAUUCCCCCCUUGGCUUCACCAACAUAGACCCAGAAAACCUCCACCGGUAUGCUGACACUCUGAUCAAGGAGCGAGCUGAGGCCCUUUCAAUUGGACAGGAGUUUCUCACAUGGAAUGAUGUUCAGAAGUGCAUUGAUGUCGUCAACAUUCAAGUAAUUGAAGAACAUGAACGUGUUAUUGCUAUAGCUGAGAUCAAUGAGGCUCUUAACUCUGGUGAUUAUCAGCAGACACUGGCAGCACUUAUGUUGCCCACAGCAAAGUUAACAGGGGUGAACCCAGACACAGCCAAACACUACCACGAUGUCCUUCUGUACACAAAGCAGCUGCUCUGCCAGAGCUCGGGAGAUGAGUCACUGGUUUUGUGGCUGGACCAAAUUCAAGAAGCUAUUGACACAGCCAAUCAAAAUGAAGAGGAUGCUCUCUCAAUGGCUGGAGCAAUAGCUCAUGUGAACAAAAUGAUUUCUGAGGGAAACGCUCAGAACACACUAGAGGCCUUACAGGCGCCCCCUGCUGGAUUGAGGGGUGUACUACCUGAAUGUGCUGACAAUUACCAGUCAGAACUGGCACAAAAACAAGCCAGCAGUUGUAAUGAAGCCACUACAGAUGGUGUGUGGGUUAAACAUUGCAUUAAAGAGCGUUAUAACUAUUACUACAACUUACAGGCUGGACAGGGCACAUGGGUGGAACCAGUGGACUUUGAACACAACAGUAAACAUUUGAGUAGAGAAGGAAUUCAGGUUGUUGUUAACUCAGUUACUUCAGAUUAUAACAGAGAGCAGUUAUGGUUAGCCAAUGAGUCGAUGGUAACAGUGCUUCAGGCUCAGAUCAGAGGCUAUUUGGUUAGAAAGAAACAUGCUGAAAGAAUGCAAUAUCUGCGCCAACAUGAGGAUCAGGUGGUAAAACUGCAGGCUUGUUGGAAAGGGUACAAACAAAGAAAGCUGUACAAGGAGAGAAUGAAUUUACUGAAAAAAAAUGUGGAUUCUGUUGUCAAGAUACAGUCCCUUGUGAAAAUGUGGAAAGCCAAACGAAAAUACAAUGAAAGGUUACAGUUUUUCAAAGACCAUGAAAAAGAGAUUGUAAAAAUCCAGGCUUUUCUAAAGGCCAACAAAGCUCGAGAUGACUACCGAACACUAACUGGAGCAAAGGACCCCCCUCUGUCAGUUGUGCGUAAGUUUGUCCAUUUGUUGGAGCAAAGCCCCUUGGAUCUACAGGAGGAGCAGGAGGUCACCAGGCUCAGAGAGGAAGUUGUGACAAAGAUUCGUUCAAACCAACAGAUGGAAAAAGAUCUGAAUUUAAUGGAUAUAAAGAUUGGUUUACUAGUGAAGAACAGAAUUACUCUACAGGAUGUGGUAACCCAUAAUAAGAAAAUGAAGGACCUAAAGAAAUCCAAUUCAGAGGAUUUCAUCAGUGGAGCGAGGCUGGGGAUAAAGGGUCUCAGCAAAGGCAAAAGGAGGAAGCUCGAGGCCUAUCAGCAUCUCUUUUACCUACUGCAGACUAAUCCAUCUUAUUUGGCCAAGCUCAUUUUCCAAAUGCCCCAAAACAAGUCAACAAAAUUUAUGGACACUGUUAUUUUUACUUUGUACAACUAUGCGUCCAACCAGAGAGAGGAAUAUCUGCUACUCAAGCUCUUUAAGACUGCACUAGAAGAGGAAAUCAAGUCUAAGGUAGAUCAGAUCCAGGACAUAGUGACUGGAAACCCGACGGUCAUCAAGAUGGUGGUGAGUUUCAACAGAGGAGCACGAGGCCACAACACUCUGCGACAGCUGCUAGCACCUGUGGUGAGGGACAUCAUCGAGGACAAGAGUCUGGACAUCAACACCAACCCUGUGAGUGUGUAUAAAGCUUGGGUCAACCAACUGGAGACCGUCACAGGAGAGGCCAGCAAACUGCCUUAUGACGUCACUCCAGAGCAAGCCAUGUCUCAUGAGGAGGUGCGCAACAGACUGGAGGCCUCCAGUCAGGCUCUGCGCUCUGCCACUGAUAAAGUCUUAAACUCUAUUGUGUCCUCGCUGGACAAUAUCCCUUAUGGCAUGAGGUACAUAGCAAAGGUUUUGAAGAACAGCCUCCAUGAGAAGUUUCCUGAUGCCUCUGAAGAUGAGCUGCUGAAGAUUGUAGCAAAUUUGCUCUAUUAUCGCUUCAUGAAUCCGGCCAUUGUGGCUCCUGACGGCUUUGACAUCAUCGAUAUGUCAGCCGGAGGUCAGUUGCACGUGGACCAGAGGAGAAACCUUGGCUCUGUGGCAAAGAUGCUCCAACAUGCAGCCGCAAAUAAACUGUUUGAGGGGGAGAACGCACACAUGACCCCAAUGAACAACUACAUCUCUCAGACUUAUGAGAAGUUCAGGGCAUUUUUCCAAGCAGCUUGUGACGUGCCUGAACCAGAGGAGAAAUUUAAUAUUGAUGAAUAUACAGACAUGGUGACUUUGAGUAAACCUAUUAUUUAUAUCUCGAUAGAAGAAGUUAUCAAUACACAUUCGCUGCUUUUGGAGCAUUUGGAGGCUCUCUCUCCAGAUAAGAACGAUCUUUUGCAUGAGUUGCUCCAGGACCUGGGAGAGGUGCCAGAUGUAGAAGCAUUGUUGGGUGAAGGUGCAAUUGAUCCUAAUGAUCCAAACAGAGAGGGCGCACUAAGCCAGCUCGCCAAGACUGAGAUCUCACUCACUUUAACCAGUAAAUGUGAGCUGCUGGAGGGAGAAGAUAAGGAUGUCAAGACCCUCAUUACCAAGACUAAAAAGCUCAUAGUGGAUGUGGUACGGAUUCAACCUGGAGAGUCAUUACUAGAAAUUCUGGAGACAGCAGCAACUCCCACUCAGGAGCUGGAGCACACAAAGGUUAUUGAACGACGAGCGAUGCAGGACGCACAAACCCCAGAGGGUCUGAAGAUUAGCGCCACACUGCUGGAGGAUGGGCAACUACCGCUCGAACAGAAGAAGAGGAAAAUCCUGAGAAACCUGCGCAACCUGGAGCAGGCAGGCGCGGUCACUGCUGCCAACAAAUAUCAAGACCUCAUCAAUGACAUUGCCAAGGACAUUCGCUAUCAAAGGCGCUACAGACAGAGGCGAAAGGCUGAGCUUGUGAAACUGCAGCAAACACUAAGAGCCUUGAAUUCCAAAGCAGCAUUUUACCAAGACCAGAUGAACUAUUAUGACACAUACAUCAAGACCUGCCUAGAUAACCUCAAUCGCAAAAAUUCCCGUAGAUCAAUAAAACUGGACAACAAAGGAGAGGACAAAGGCAGUAAAAAGUGGAAGCCCCAUUCACUGAAGUACACAGCAGCACGUCUGCACGAGAAGGGAGUCAUUCUAGAGAUUGAGGGUCUUCAGACAAACCAGUUUAAAAAUGUUAUGUUUGACAUUUCACCAACUGAAGAAGUCGGAGAUUUUGAGGUCAAAGCCAAAUUUCUGGGAGUGGAGAUGGAGAAAGUGCAGCUACAUUUCCAGGACCUCCUUCAGCUGCAGUACGAAGGUGUAUCUGUCAUGAAGAUGUUCGACAAAGCCAAAGUCAACGUCAAUCUUCUCAUAUUCCUCCUAAACAAAAAGUUCUACGGGAAAUGAACAGGAAACCAGAUAAAUGUAACUUGAAGGGUGCCUUACGCUUUGUAACCAUUAUUUUAUGUCCUAUCAAAAAGAAACUUAUUGUUAUUGUGUGUUAUGUGGUAAAUGUAAUGUAUUCUGUUUUAAAAUAAUUUGUAAUUCUUUUUGUAUGUAUAAGACGCUAAAGAAAAUUUGUUUAUAAUUUAGUUAAGGAAUUUUGAUUUAACUUCAUGCAUUUAUGUAAGUGCCUUUUAAAUUAUCUUUAAACCAAAAUAUUUUAAUUAAUAAAAUAAAAAAGAAGAAAAAUGUA
Molecule: messenger RNA, 5506 nt
Organism: Boleophthalmus pectinirostris (great blue-spotted mudskipper)
Lineage: Eukaryota; Metazoa; Chordata; Actinopteri; Gobiiformes; Gobiidae
Gene: iqgap2
Product: IQ motif containing GTPase activating protein 2
Exons: 38
Coding region: 229-5217 (1662 amino acids)
Biological process (GO): regulation of GTPase activity; regulation of actin cytoskeleton organization
Cellular component (GO): cytoplasm
Molecular function (GO): GTPase activator activity; calmodulin binding; actin filament binding
Source: RefSeq, a predicted model, not a curated record